ACUGAGCCCAACUUACUUGCUUUAGGAGAGGGGUAGGAUAAGGCGUAAAGACAAGAGGACAGCUAUAGCGAGGUGGGAGGAAUCAACAGCACCACUCUGCUUUAGUCUCAGAAACCACUUCAGACAGAACACCCAGAAAGGCGGAACAGGAAGAGAAACGAUCUGGAUGGGACUGCGAAGGAGGGGAGCCGGGCUCCUCACUGUACCAAAAUAUUUCAGCUGAGCCGAUCAUUUCUGAGUCUAUCGUCGCCAGCAAUCCUCUGUCUAUCAUGAGUCUUUGGUGAGGAGUUACCAUUCCUAAUGAGAGCGGGGCGGCGGCGGCGGAAUGAGCGAGUUCACGUCGGCUUUUCGGAGGAGCUUCAGGCGCCUGACAUGGCAUGGGGGGCACAGCAGAUCCAGAACCCCCGGGGCAAGGACGUUACUGGGCACGGAGAGAGCAGGUAUCGAGAGGAGUAUUUCAGCUGAAGAGAAGAAACCAGAGCAGGACUCGUCCCGAUAUUCAGGGCAGUUCUUCUUCGAAUAUCUGGUAGUUGUUUCUCUGAAGAAGUCCGGAGUGACAUACGAACCACAGAUAGCGUACCAGUUUCCGAAGAGGGAGAAUCUGAUGCGUUCGCAGAAAGAGGAGGAGGAAAGCUUACUGAGGGCAAUCCCACUGUUUUGUUUUCCAGAUGGCAACACCUGGGCCCCACUCACUGAAUACGAGAGUGAAACCUUUUCGUUUGUCCUGACCAACGUCGAUGGCAGCAGGAAGUUUGGAUAUUGCAGACGCCUCUUGCCACGUGGAGGUGGGCCGAGGCUACCAGAGGUCUUCUGCAUCAUCAGCUGCCUGGGCUGUUUCGGCCUCUUCUCAAAGAUCCUGGACGAGGUCGAGAAGAGGAGGCAGAUCUCCCUGGCCGUGAUUUAUCCCUUCAUGCAGGGGCUGCGGGAAGCGGCAUUCCCAGCUCCAGGCAAAACGGUCUCCGUCAAAAGCUUCAUCCCGGAUUCAGGAACAGAGAUCAUUAACCUGACACGACCCUCUGACUCCCGCCUCGAACACGUCGACUUCUCCUCACUCUUCGAAUACCUAUCGGAGGAAAACGUCAUUGCAAUUUUUGCCUCGUUGCUACUGGAGAGACGAGUGAUAUUCCUGGCCGAGGAACUCAGUAUUCUGUCUCAGUGUAUCCACGCUGUCGCUGCCCUGCUGUACCCAUUCACCUGGCAGCAUACCUACAUCCCGGUGUUGCCCAAGGUCAUGCUCGACACUGUGUGCUCCCCAACGCCCUUUGUCGUGGGAGUACAGAGACAGUUUCGGGAACAGCUGGACGAACUGCCCAUUGAGGAGUGUUUAAUGGUGGACUUGCAUACAGGAGUGUUCUUGCAAAAAGUUGGUGAUGAGCAUGAUAUUCUGCCCCACAAGAUGUACAAGGAGCUUCUGAACUCUCUGCAGAGCCAGAGAAAGACUUGUCAGUGCAGCCAGGACUUAAACGACAUGGUGACAAACACCUUUGUGCUGUUCUUUGUUAAAGUCGUCGGGCAUUAUUCUGACCACCUUAAACGAAACCGGAGUGAAACUACAUUUCAAGAGAAGCAGUUUCGCAAAUCUGUCACCUCCAAAUCCAUCCGCAAGUUUCUCAAGAGCUUCAUGGCGACACAGAUGUUCUCGCUGUUCGUCCAGGAGCUACAAGGUCCUCCUUGUUCUCAGGAAGGGUUUUUUGAGAAGAAGAUAAAAGAACACCGCGAGAACAGAACUAAGGUAAAGUAGGGUACUUGCCAGUGAAGAAUGGAGCUGACACCAGGAGAACAGUGUGAUGUCAGCCUGCCACCUCAUGCCGAAAGUGGCCUAUCAGCAACAGGAGAACAGGUCACUUGGUCCUCAGGGUCAAACACGAAGGCACCUACCUCAGAAUCUUGUCAUCAUUGUGAGCAGCUUGUAAAUUUUGAAUGAUUGUAUUUAAAUUUACUAAUUUCAGAAAGGGCAGUUUGGGAAAAGGGCAAGUGAUGUGGUAUUGAUAUUCUUUGAAUGUCUUAAACAGUGGUUUUAUUGAAAUGUGUGUUUUUCCUCUUCUCAAACUUUUAUUUUGUCUCCUUUUUGUUUUAAAUGAAUGUGGAUUUGAUACCAGGCGAAUGUUUGAAUUCUGGAGUAAGAAAAAAAUAAAAUUGGAAAUGCCGAGCAGGGUGGGAGUGGCUCUGGAGAAAGAGCCCAGAGUUAAUAUUUUUAAUCCUUCAGAAUGAGGGAAAUAUAACAUGCAAUAUGUUUUACAGCAGUUGAAGGGACGGGGGCGGGGUGGGGGGGG
Molecule: messenger RNA, 2273 nt
Organism: Stegostoma tigrinum
Lineage: Eukaryota; Metazoa; Chordata; Chondrichthyes; Orectolobiformes; Stegostomatidae
Product: DENN domain-containing protein 2D-like
Exons: 13
Coding region: 326-1741 (471 amino acids)
Cellular component (GO): nucleoplasm; cytosol
Source: RefSeq, a predicted model, not a curated record